This is a messenger RNA of Coffea arabica (coffee), 1779 nucleotides long. NCBI's taxonomy places the organism in Eukaryota, Viridiplantae, Streptophyta, Magnoliopsida, Gentianales, Rubiaceae. The record is from RefSeq and is a predicted model, not a curated record.
AUGGGGCAGGAUGGGGCGCUUAAAACUCAUGACAUGGUGCAGGAAACAGAGAACGGAAAAAUGGGGAUGGAUGGUUGCGGCAAGUUAAGGUCAUUUGACCUUAACCAAGAACCUGAGUGUGACCGAGACACAUUCAUUGAAGAAAGCGGUAGUUUAAUAGGAGGACACGAAGAUGAGGAGGCAGAUGAAUUGGUGGGCGCAAUAGGCGUGGAUGACGUAAUGAAAUUAACAUUUGACACGGAAGAAGAAAUUGGAGAAUUCUAUAAUUUGUAUGCGAAACUAAGCGGAUUUGGGAUUCAUAAAAGUAAUGCCAAACGAGAUGCAGAUGGCAUUUCAAGAUUUAGAAAAUGGGUAUGUUGCUGUGAAGGUUAUAGGAAUGAAAAGUGGUUUAAUUAUGAAGACCGGAAAAGAGAAGCAAAACCAAUCACAAGAACCGGGUGUGGGGCUUGCUUUCGCGUGAAAUAUGACAUAGAAUCGGUAAAGUAUGUGGUGACACGUUUCAUUAUGGAGCACAAUCACCCGCUAGCAUCAGAGGCAAGUGUGCAACACAUUAGGUCGCAUAGAAAAGUGAGCGAUGCAGAAUAUGCACAGGCAAAAAGUCUAAAGUUGGUUGGGGCCAGAAUAUGCCAGAUAAUGAAACAUUUUGUUAUCAAAGCCGGAGGAUAUAGUAACGUGGGAUUUUGCAUUAAGGAUCUGUACAACCGAAUGGACGAAGAACGUAAAAAAAAUAUUUUUAAUGGCGAUGCAGAAGGGGCACUUGGGUUCUUGGCAGUGAAGAAGGAUGCCGAUGACAUGUUCUUUUAUAAAUAUCAUGUAGAUAACGAAGGUAGAUUGGCAAGGUUGUUUUGGGCAAAUUCUAAAUCUCGUGCGGACUUCAGUGUAUUUGGGGAUGUAUUGGUGUUUGAUACAACAUACAAAACAAAUAAAUACCGCAAGCCACUAGUUGUACUUGCAGGGGUAAACAACCAUUUGAACAGUAUUAUUUUUGGCUGUGCACUGCUAUCAGAUGAGAGGAUUGAAACAUAUGAAUUGGUGCUAAGUACAUUUGUAGAGGCUAUGAAAGGUAAAAAGCCAGUAGCAGUGAUGACAGAUGGGGACAGUGCAAUGCGAAGAGCCAUAAAGAAUCUUCUCCCGGAUGCUUGUCAUAGGCUAUGUUCGUGGCACUUGCAUAGAAAUGCACGGAGCAAUAUUCGCUGCGAGGAAUUUAAUAACAGGUUGUAUAACCUGAUGGCGAGAAAGUGUAGCACUCUUGAGUUUGAGAAUCGGUGGGCUAGGAUAGUUAAUGAAUGUGGGGUGGUAGAGAAUGAGUGGGUGAAGAAGUUGUACCCUAGGAGAAGGUUAUGUGCAGAGACCUAUUUAAGCGGCCAUUUUUUCGCAGACGAACAGCUGACACAAAUGGCCAGAUAUGGCACUUUAAAGUCCAGCUGUAAUACUAUGUGUUACUAUGCCUCCUACAUGGAUGAUGCGUUUAAUGACCUGCAGCAGAUGUUUGACAAGCAUUCUGUGGACCUAAAGGAGAAGUGGAUUGACAGGGGAUAUGGGGGAGACGGAUUUGCAAUGGAUUCAAGAGUGAGGAACGAUAGAAGUAGAAGAACAUUCGGGCUGUUAGAUCUCAGGGUGUCCCGGUCUAAAGAGGUUGAAAGAGAUGGUAUGGUUGUGCAUGGAAGUAGCAGCCGUGACGACAGACAGGUUACAGAGCAACACCGGCUUGAGGGAUUGUCUUUUGUUAUGUAUCGGUGGGGUGAAGAGUAUUCAAGGUUGCUAGGUCUAGAUGGGUAA